Molecule: messenger RNA, 2861 nt
Organism: Hipposideros armiger (great roundleaf bat)
Lineage: Eukaryota; Metazoa; Chordata; Mammalia; Chiroptera; Hipposideridae
Gene: NAGPA
Product: N-acetylglucosamine-1-phosphodiester alpha-N-acetylglucosaminidase
Exons: 12
Coding region: 14-1765 (583 amino acids)
Biological process (GO): secretion of lysosomal enzymes
Source: RefSeq, a predicted model, not a curated record
GCCCAGGUCCAACAUGGCGGCCCCCAUGGCUCGCUGGCUUCUGUAUUUCCUUGCGUUGCUCAGCUUCAUCUGGGAAGCGUCCGGCGGCUUCGGUUGGGGGCCCUCCCUAGACGACGACUUGCUGCUGCCCUACCCCCGCCUGCGCGCGCGCCCCGCCCGGGACUGCGCACGGGUGCGCGUCGGCAGCCGCGAGCACGAGAGCUGGCCGCCUUCCCCCGCGACCCCCGGCGCCAGCGGCGCGGCGGUGCGCACCUUCGUCUCGCACUUCGCGGGCCGCGCGGUGGCCGGCCACCUGACACGCGCCGCCGAGCCCCUGCGCACCUUCGCCGUGUUGGAACCCGGCGGGCCCGGUGGCUGCGCAUCGAGGCGCCGCGCCACCGUGGAGGAGACGGCGCGGCCGGCCGGUUGCAGCGUCGCCCAGAACGGCGGCUUCUUCCGCAUGGGCACCGGCGAGUGCCUGGGGAACGUCGUGAGCGACGGGCGGCUGGUGAGCAGCGCCGGGGGGCUGCAGAACGCGCAGUUCGGGAUCCGCCGCGACGGGACCAUGGUCACCGGGUACCUGUCUGAAGAGGAGGUGCUGGACACUGAGAAUCCAUUUGUGCAGCUGCUGAGCGGGGUCGUGUGGCUUAUUCGCAAUGGAAGUGUCUACAUCAACGAGAGCCAGGCAGCCGAGUGUGAUGAGACACAGGAGACAGGUCCCUUCAGCAAGUUUGUGAACGUGAUAUCGGCCAGGACAGCUGUAGGCCAUGACCGGAAGGGGCAGGUGGUGCUCUUCCAUGCAGACGGGCAGACGGAGCAGCGGGGCAUCAACCUGUGGGAGAUGGCAGAGUUCCUGCUGAAACAGGACGUGGUCAAUGCCAUCAACCUGGACGGAGGGGGCUCUGCCACCUUUGUGCUCAAUGGGACCUUGGGCAGUUAUCCAUCAGAUCACUGCCAGGACAACAUGUGGCGCUGUCCCCGAAGUGUGUCCACUGUGGUGUGUGUGCAUGAGCCCCGCUGCCAGCCUCCUGACUGCAGUGGCCAUGGGACCUGCGUAGAGGGGCGCUGCCAGUGCACGGGGCUCUUCUGGCGGGGCGCUGCCUGCGACAAGCUGGACUGUGGCCCCUCCAACUGCAGCCAGCAUGGGCUCUGCACAGAGACCGGCUGCCGCUGCGAAGCUGGAUGGACAGGGUCCAACUGCAGUGAAGCUUGCACCAAUGGCUCUUUUGGGGAGGACUGUGCCAAGAAGUGCCAGUGUCAGAAUGGAGCUGCCUGUGACCCAGCUCAGGGGACCUGCACCUGUCCCCUUGGCUUCACUGGAGACACCUGUGCACAGGAGUGUCCCCUCGGCUGGCAUGGGCCAGGCUGCCAGAGGCCUUGCAAAUGUGAGCACCAGUGUCCCUGCGACCCCCAGACUGGCAACUGCAACCUCACCCAGGUGCCCACCCUGAACAACAUCCUCUCCCGAGUGAAGCAGUGCCUCCAGCCAUCCGAGGUCACCCUGCAGACAGGAGAAGUCUCCCUUCUCACCGGAGAGGUAGUGGCCCCAGCUGCCACCCUCACUAAGCAACGACUUCUCAAAGCUGAGAAUCGACAACUCCCGUCUGGCCCUCUCCAGUUCAUCGCAGCCCCAGCAAUCCACUCCCCUCCCGUGACCUGCCAGUCCUGGUCACCUGGGGGAUUCUAUUGGUCUGGGCUGGGAUCAGUGAUUUCAGCGGGGCUCACUCGGGUGCCUGCCAUCAGCUACUGCGCCAGCUGGGGACCUGUCUGGGACGGCCACGACUGAGGAUGUACCUGUUUCACACCGUGUCUCGUCCUCCAGGGGGCUGGCUCAGGCGUGGGAUCAAGGUGGAGACAGGGAUCCCCCAAGAGAAGCCGUCAAGGCCUUUUGAAACUUUGGCUCAGAACUGGCAUAACCUUGUUUCCACCACAUUGUGUCAGAUCAAGUCCUUAGCCUGCUUGUUUCAAGGAGGAAGGAAGGAGACAGACUCCACUCCUUGAUGAGAGGAGCUAUUAAGGGACGUGAACACAGGAGGCUAAGUGAACCCAUCACUGCAAUCGAGCUGCUACUAUAAAACAAGUCUAGUCUUACUUUAGAAAGGAAAAAUUCGGCUCAGAGAAGUGAAAUAUCGCAGGCCAGUUCCCGGCCUACAAGUUCCUGCAAGGAUGUGUCUGGGUCUGCGUGUCUUUCUGUCUGUCCCCCAAAAUGGGGAUAGACAAGCGGGGAGCCACUGUGCCAGCCGGUGAUGUUCUCUGCUGGGGUCUACAUUUCAGUCCUCCAGCUGGUGCCCCAGGCCCAUGUCUGCCAGUGUCCCUGGGCACGUCUGCUCAGGCACCUGGUGAACCAGUAGGCCACAGGCCACGAUACCCUCUGCCCGCCGAGCCACUAAAGGUUCCACCCCUCCCUCAGCCCGUCCCCUGGUUUAUGACCCAGGUUGGAGGGAGGAGAGGGGUGGCAGUGGGGCAUUCUCAGCAUGUCCGGGAACUUAAGGACGGCCACUUGUUCAAGGAACCAGGCGAAUGCUACAAGUGUUAUUUCCUCCUUCUGGAAAUGUAAGCAGCCAAGUUCAUGUGCUCCUCCAGGGAGCUUAUGUUUCAGCUCCACCUGGAAGGCUCAAUUUGUAUUUUGUUUUCUUUGAAUGCACCAAGCAGCCCCGGGUUGCUUUGAUGUUUUGCUCCCAGUGUUCAAGGGCAGGACAUAGUGACAGACCUUAGACAAGCUGCCAAGCACCUUAGCAUCACUUUGGCAUGUUCCCAAGCCUGGCUGCAGGUCAGAACGUAUUCCUCAGGAAUGUUCUAUGAUUGCAAACUUCCGGACCCCAUCCCAGAACCACUGAAUCGGAACCUCGGGGUCAGAGGGGUCCAGGAACUAACAGGGAGCU